AUGUUUAUCUUCAAGUCGCUGUCGUUACAAUGCGUGCCAUUUCUUCCCGCGAUCGUGCCACCUUUCUUGCACGUGUUGGACAAACGGGAACCGCGGUUGCGCCAUUCGCUGUUCCUACAACUGACGGCGCUCACGUCCAUCGUGCAGAAUCACUCAAGUCCGUCCUUUCCCUCGAUGGUGACGCUGAUCCUUCGCCACUGGCGCGCACACUUGAGCCCAAUUUUGCAGCUGAUUGAGAAACUGGCCCGCGCGGCGCCAUCUGAUUUCAAGCAAACGUAUUUCCCCAUGCUCCUGCCACGGUUGCUCGAAGUUCUCAACCCCCAACCGUCGUCACACAGCUCUGGCAUCCUUCCCCCUGGCACCUGUCCGAAUGAACCGACGCCGCUGAACACGACGGGCUCCAUUUCAGCCUCGUCGUCGACGUCAGGUGCUUCGGCUGUCAACAGAUUGCAUCAUGGCACCCCCGGCGUGUCCGACUUGGAAGCUCCAGACAACAGUGGGUACGUUCACUGA
This is a messenger RNA of Aphanomyces invadans, 513 nucleotides long. RefSeq lists its product as hypothetical. The transcript is spliced from 3 exons. The record is from RefSeq and is a predicted model, not a curated record. NCBI's taxonomy places the organism in Eukaryota, Oomycota, Saprolegniomycetes, Saprolegniales, Verrucalvaceae. Bases 1 to 513 code for a protein of 170 amino acids.